AAACCCGUCGUUUAUCCGCGUCAUUCGACGUCGGCGGCCAUUUUGACCGGACGAUGAACUACACGUGCGACGAUUGUUCUGUCACGGAUAUAUUGUGCAAUGGAGAUAGCGUGCUAUCCGCGGGGAGGGUAUCCGUUAUCCGGGUUACUAAUAUGAUCAGUUUUAAUUUUCCUAGAUUCGAAGAUAGCCACGCGUGUGUCUACAUGGGAUUUUUCAAAAUUAAAAAUAAAUUUUUGAAGAAAGUAUUAGCUGUUAUUGACAAUAACUCUCCUGCCGUGACUAUCCCAGAAGUGGUGACAGUGCAAGCACCAAAAAUUGGUGAGCAGUUCCAGCAGGAUGUGCCUUAUAGUUGUAGUGAAUGUGUUGUUGAUAAGGUAUUUGUCAAUGGUAUACCUCUUGAAACAGCUUACCGGCGAAGCUCUAUUGGAUCUGUUGCAUUCUUUUCAGCAUCGCCAACAGAAAUAACCAUAAGUAUAACAGAAUAUACGACGACUUAUGAAGGGGUGUAUCAAGCUGUGUUUUCAGUUGGCUCGGAGAACGUCACAAAAACCAUUAUGGAGAUACGGGAUGGUACAGAAGAAACAGUACAAGAAGCAACUACUGUAGCUAGUACCCUGGCUGUAGCAGAUACUACAGUUGCCACUGAAGAAGCUACCACGGCAGCUGCAGCUGCCUAAAGAAGACAGAAUACUAGGAGAUUAUUA
Colias croceus (clouded yellow) is the source of this 704-nucleotide messenger RNA. RefSeq lists its product as uncharacterized. The coding region runs from base 54 to 677 and encodes 207 amino acids. The transcript is spliced from 10 exons. NCBI's taxonomy places the organism in Eukaryota, Metazoa, Arthropoda, Insecta, Lepidoptera, Pieridae. The record is from RefSeq and is a predicted model, not a curated record.